Aedes albopictus (Asian tiger mosquito) is the source of this 1163-nucleotide messenger RNA. It is a transcript of the gene aurB, whose product is annotated as aurora kinase B. Gene Ontology annotation, biological process: mitotic spindle organization; regulation of cytokinesis; protein phosphorylation. Gene Ontology annotation, cellular component: spindle midzone; chromosome passenger complex; kinetochore. The transcript is spliced from 2 exons. NCBI's taxonomy places the organism in Eukaryota, Metazoa, Arthropoda, Insecta, Diptera, Culicidae. The record is from RefSeq and is a predicted model, not a curated record. Gene Ontology annotation, molecular function: protein kinase activity; ATP binding. Bases 144 to 1076 code for a protein of 310 amino acids.
UUAAAAGCCUCUGCUGUCAAAAUCGAAAGCAGUCGUUUGUCGUUUCAGUUGUGCGCGUUUUUCAGUUACAAAAAAUUUAACAUAUUGGUGAAAAACAUACGUUAGUUUUAGCUAUUUUGUGCGUUUUAACAAAGUACCAAGCGAUGGCCACCGCCGAACGUAUGUACACGAUGGAUGACCUUCCGCAGCUGAUUGAUGGCGUCAGCUCGGAGAACGUCGUGGGAGUUACGCAGUACAUUGUGAAUAUGAUGUCCCACCCGGCCUAUGGCAGCAGUUACCAAUGGACGAAGGACGACUUCGAGCUCGGAUGUGCCCUGGGACGGGGAAAAUUCGGUCGUGUUUAUCUGGCCCGUGAGAAACACACGAAAUUCAUGGUGGCAAUGAAAGUUAUGUUCAAAUCCGAGCUUACCAAGGGCCGUGUCGAGAAGCAACUGCUACGUGAAAUAGAGAUUCAGUCACGCUUGAAACACCCUCACAUUCUUCGGUUGUACACCUGGUUCCAUGAUGAACGCCGCAUAUACUUGGCACUGGAAUUGGCUUCUCAGGGUGAACUGUACAAGCAUCUGAAAGCAGCACCGAACGGGCGAUUCAAUGAACAGCGGUCAGCUAAAUACACCUAUCAGGUUGCAGACGCAUUGAACUAUUGUCAUGCCAACAAUGUCAUCCAUCGUGAUCUAAAACCGGAAAACAUUCUACUAACGGACGACGAUAACGUGAAACUGGCCGAUUUCGGCUGGUCUGCGCACACGAAUUCGAAUCGGAGGAAAACCAUGUGCGGAACCUUGGAUUAUUUGCCGCCAGAGAUGGUGGAUGGCAAAAUAUAUGAUGAUUCCGUAGAUCAGUGGUGCUUAGGAAUUUUGUGUUACGAGUUUUUGGUUGGUUAUCCACCAUUCGAGUCGGAAACAACGGAGGCCACGUAUGACAAGAUUCGGCGUUUGGAAGUUGACUAUCCUCGGUUCAUGACUUCAGGUGCUAAAGAUCUGAUCUCUAAACUACUCAAAAAGCCAAGCAGUUCCCGAAUUACACUUGUUGAUGUUAUGAAGCACUACUGGAUCAAGGAAAAUAUGGGAAAGUAGUUAGGUGAUUUUUGCUCAUUCAUUUUGUACUCUUAUUAAUAUAUGUAAUGCAGUUUAUAUUUUCGAAAAUAAAUGUAACAAUUUUAA